Molecule: messenger RNA, 973 nt
Organism: Penaeus chinensis
Lineage: Eukaryota; Metazoa; Arthropoda; Malacostraca; Decapoda; Penaeidae
Gene: mRpL43
Product: 39S ribosomal protein L43, mitochondrial-like
Exons: 4
Coding region: 110-667 (185 amino acids)
Biological process (GO): mitochondrial translation
Cellular component (GO): mitochondrial large ribosomal subunit
Molecular function (GO): structural constituent of ribosome
Source: RefSeq, a predicted model, not a curated record
AUGUCUGUACGAAAGUGCCCCUAAGCACGAAGCUCGAGCGACGGUCGUCUGGCGAAAAGCAGCCUCUCGAAAAUAUCCUCACGUAUCUUCCUUUGCUGCAAGAAGAGAAAUGACUUCGCACACGUGGAAUUUGUUCUGGGGUUCUUCCUUCGUGCGCACACCCCUCAGGAACGGCGUAGGGAGAUAUGUUCAGCAGCUCCAAAGAAUUACGUUUAAGUUUUGCAAGACCCAUGGUGGUAGUCAAGGGAUGAGAGAAUUCAUUGAGAAGGACCUUGUUCAUUUUGCAAAAGUGAACCCAGGAGUAGUUGUGUACCUUAAACCACGCCGUCACAGAUCUCCAUGCCUCAAGGCUGAAUACUUAAAUGGUGAGGAAGAAUAUAUCUCGGCUCACAAACUUUCAAGUAGCGAUAUCAAGAAAUGGGUUGAAUACCUUAGAAUGCGGUCAGGAAAUCCAGUGGAGCGUCUCAGAAAGUAUCAGCAUACAGAUCACCCAUCCAUUCAAGGCCCUUGGACACCCUGGACACAUCGAGAUCUUGAGAUUAACGUUGCUGAAUUUCCCAGUGAGAAGCUGUCUGCAGCUCAUGUGACAGAGAAGACUGCAACAGAACAGAUGAUAGAAUUAUUUGAAAAGCAGAAGAUUGCCAGUGGAUCCAAUACAACAGAAUGAGUUCUUUUUAAGUAUCAGUUAUUACGUAGGUUUAACUGAAGUAACAGUGAAAGCGUGAAAACAUUACUGUAAGAAAAUAGAGAGAGAAAAGAUAUAAAAGAAUAUUUUCUUCAUUCAAGACAUAAGGAUUGAUUUAAAUAUUUAAAUUAUGAUAUAUUGUUAAAUCAUGAUUUUGAAAAUAUGUUUUACAUACAACAAAGCAGAAAUUGUUAUUUGUUAAUCAUGUAUCUUCUGCAUUACUGAACUAGAUAUUACAAACUGUAAAGUGUAUAUAUGUAUGAAUUUUGUAAAUAAAUGUUUUGUGAA